Aspergillus heteromorphus CBS 117.55 is the source of this 731-nucleotide messenger RNA. RefSeq lists its product as uncharacterized. The record is from RefSeq and is a predicted model, not a curated record. The coding region runs from base 1 to 618 and encodes 205 amino acids. NCBI's taxonomy places the organism in Eukaryota, Fungi, Ascomycota, Eurotiomycetes, Eurotiales, Aspergillaceae. Gene Ontology annotation, molecular function: asparagine synthase (glutamine-hydrolyzing) activity. The transcript has 2 exons.
AUGAACCUUUGCCUCAAGUGCUCUGUGGUGGAAAUUACAGUCGUUAUCCGAUGUCAGAGAUCAGAGUUUAGGGCUCAGGUCGGCACGGCUGUACUCACAGACUUUUCUAAUCCAUCAAGGGGGAAGAGCAGACGAGCAUUUCGCCGGAUACACCCAUUAAGCGAAGCCGACCUGUCAUGGCCCGCGGGUCUGAUUCCCGAGUCCAAGCGCCCCGAGGCCUGGAAGAAGGAAAGCACCAAAUGCGACAUUUUGCAACUUGGAGAGUUGCCAAAGAACAUUCAUGAAUCAACUCACCGAAUGCUAAACGGCACUCGGAUCGGGCCGUGUCUGUCCACGCACAACCCUUUCCCAUUUGCCCGAUGGACCGACUCCUACGCCGCCAGUGACGCCCAGACCAUCCUCGCAGAGAGCUGCGACGGAAGAACCCAUCACAACAUGGUCGAGAAAUGGCAUCCGCUCCACACCUCUCAGUACAUCUGGAUCAAAUCCAUCUUCCAUAAUAACCUGUUGCGGUAUCCAGGCGAUGACAUCGAGGUGGUGAACCACAUCGAGAGUCGCGCCCCGUUUCUCGACCACCAUAUUACGGAGUAUGCGAACUCGCUUCCCCCGAGCCUAUAACUCAAUUACGAUCCAGAAAUGAAGACGUUCCGCGAGAAACACAUUCUGCGGGAGGCCAUGAAGCCGUUCAUAAUGGAGGAGAUAUACAACCGCGAGAAGCACCCGUAUCUGAG